AUGGGUGACGGUGAGAUGGCUGUGUUUGGGCAAGCCGCCCAGUUCCUCCGAAAAUCAGAAAAGGAGAGAAUUGAGGCUCAGAACCGGCCCUUUGAUGCCAAAACAAAUGUCUUUGUGAUUGACCCCAAGACAAUGUACGUGAAAGGUUUGGUCACUGGCAGAGAAGGGGGAAAGGUCACUGUAAAGAAAGAAGACAUGUCCUCCGCAACGGUGAAGGAAGAUGAAAUUUUCCCCAUGAACCCUCCAAAGUACGAUAAGAUUGAAGACAUGGCCAUGAUGACCCACUUGAACGAACCAUCUGUCCUGUAUAACCUCAAAGAGCGUUAUGCAGCCUGGAUGAUCUACACCUACUCCGGCCUUUUCUGUGCCACAGUUAACCCCUACAAGUGGUUGCCUGUGUACAACCCAGAGGUUGUUGCUGCCUACAGAGGAAAGAAGCGUCAGGAAGCUCCACCACACAUCUUCUCCAUCUCUGAUAAUGCCUAUCAGUAUAUGUUGACUGAUCGUGAAAACCAGUCUGUUCUGAUUACUGGAGAAUCUGGUGCCGGAAAGACUGUCAACACGAAACGUGUCAUCCAGUAUUUUGCAACAAUUGCUGUUGUUGGUGACAAAAAGAAGGAGGAGCCGCAACAAGCUGGAAAAAUUCAGGGGACUCUGGAGGAUCAAAUCAUCCAGGCUAACCCACUGCUGGAGGCCUUUGGCAAUGCUAAGACUGUGAGGAAUGACAACUCUUCCCGUUUUGGUAAAUUCAUCAGAAUCCACUUUGGGACCACAGGAAAACUGGCCUCCGCUGAUAUUGAGACAUAUCUACUGGAAAAAUCCAGAGUUACAUUCCAGUUGUCUGCUGAGAGGAGCUACCACAUUUUCUACCAGAUCAUGUCCAACAAAAGGCCAGAACUGAUUGAAAUGCUUCUGAUUACCACCAAUCCCUAUGACUUCCCCUAUAUCAGCCAAGGUGAGAUCACCGUGGCCAGCAUUGAUGAUCAAGAAGAAUUAAUGGCCACCGAUAGUGCCAUUGACAUCUUGGGCUUCAACCCAGACGAGAAGAUCGGUAUUUACAAAUUGACUGGUUCUGUGAUGCACGCUGGUAACAUGAAGUUCAAGCAGAAGCAAAGAGAGGAGCAGGCUGAGCCCGAUGGCACAGAAGUGGCUGACAAGGCUUCCUAUCUAAUGGGCCUCAACUCAGCUGAUCUCCUGAAAGCUCUGUGCUACCCCAGGGUCAAAGUCGGAAAUGAAUUUGUCACCAAAGGUCAAACUGUCCAGCAGGUAUACAACUCUGUUGGUGCCCUGGCCAAGUCCGUCUUUGAGAAGAUGUUCUUGUGGAUGGUCAUUCGUAUUAACCAGCAGCUGGACACCAAGCAGUCAAGGCAGCACUUCAUUGGUGUCUUGGAUAUUGCCGGCUUUGAGAUCUUUGAUUUCAACAGCUUGGAGCAGCUUUGUAUCAACUUCACCAAUGAGAAACUGCAACAGUUCUUUAACCACCACAUGUUUGUGCUGGAACAAGAAGAGUACAAGAAGGAAGGCAUUGACUGGGAGUUCAUUGACUUUGGCAUGGACUUGGCUGCCUGCAUUGAGCUUAUUGAAAAGCCUAUGGGUAUCUUCUCCAUCCUUGAAGAGGAGUGCAUGUUCCCCAAGGCCACAGACACUUCCUUCACCAACAAGCUGUAUGACCAACAUUUGGGCAAGUCCAACAACUUCCAAAAACCCAAACCUGGCAAAGGCAAAGCUGAUGCUCACUUCUCCCUGGUCCACUAUGCUGGAACUGUGGAUUACAACAUCAGUGGCUGGCUGGACAAGAAUAAGGACCCACUGAAUGAGACUGUCAUUGGCCUCUACCAGAAGUCUUCAAUGAAACUCUUAUCCUUCCUGUAUUCUGCCUAUUCUGGUGCUGAAGCAGAUACCGGAGGCAAGAAGGGUGGCAAGAAGAAGGGUUCCUCUUUCCAGACUGUGUCUGCUCUUUUCAGGGAAAAUCUGAACAAAUUGAUGUCAAACUUGAGGAGCACUCACCCUCACUUUGUGCGUUGCUUGAUCCCCAAUGAAACCAAGACCCCAGGUAUUAUGGAUCAUUAUUUGGUCAUGCACCAGCUCAGGUGUAAUGGUGUGCUGGAGGGCAUCAGAAUCUGCAGGAAAGGUUUCCCCAGCAGAAUCCUCUACGGUGACUUCAAGCAACGUUACAAGGUCCUGAAUGCAAGUGCCAUCCCAGAAGGCCAGUUUAUUGACAGCAAAAAGGCUUCUGAGAAGCUUCUUGGAUCUAUUGAUGUUGACCACACACAGUACAAAUUUGGACACACUAAGGUGUUCUUUAAAGCUGGUCUGCUGGGUGUCCUUGAGGAGAUGCGAGAUGAAAAGUUGGCACAAUUGAUCACUCGUACUCAGGCCAUUUGCAGGGGAUAUCUCAUGAGGGUCGAGUUCAAGAGAAUGAUGGAAAGGAGAGAGUCCAUCUUCUGCAUCCAGUACAAUGUCCGCUCCUUCAUGAAUGUCAAGCAUUGGCCGUGGAUGAAACUCUACUUCAAGAUCAAGCCUCUGCUGAAAAGCGCUGAAUCUGAGAAGGAAAUGGCCAACAUGAAGGAGGAGUUUGAGAAGACAAAGGAGGCUCUGGCCAAAUCAGAGGCAAAGAAGAAAGAGCUUGAAGAGAAAAUGGUAGCCAUCCUGCAAGAGAAGAAUGACCUGCAGCUCCAAGUUGCAUCUGAAUCUGAGGGCCUAGCAGAUGCAGAGGAAAGAUGUGAGGGUCUCAUCAAAGCCAAAAUUCAACUGGAGGCCAAAAUCAAAGAAGUCAAUGAGAGGCUGGAAGAUGAAGAAGAAUCAAACGCAGAGCUGACAGCCAAAAAGAGGAAACUUGAAGAUGAAUGUUCUGAACUGAAAAAGGACAUUGAUGAUCUUGAGUUGACUUUGGCCAAAGUAGAGAAAGAGAAGCAUGCUACAGAAAACAAGGUCAAGAACCUCACUGAAGAAAUGGCUGUUCUUGAUGAGAACAUUGCCAAACUUGCUAAAGAAAAGAAAGCACUUCAAGAAGCCCAUCAACAAACUCUGGAUGAUCUGCAAGCAGAAGAGGACAAGGUCAACACUCUGACCAAGGCCAAGACCAAGCUGGAGCAGCAAGUAGACGAUUUGGAGGGAUCUCUUGAACAAGAGAAGAAGCUCCGCAUGGACAUGGAGAGAGCAAAGAGGAAGCUAGAGGGUGAUCUGAAGUUGGCUCAGGAAUCAACAAUGGACCUGGAAAAUGACAAGCAACAGCUGGAUGAAAAAGUUAAGAAGAAGGAAUUUGAAACCAGCCAGCUCCAGAGUAAAAUUGAAGAUGAGCAGGCCUUGGCUGCACAAUUGCAGAAAAAAAUCAAAGAGCUUCAGGUAGGUUUUUCCAACAAACAUGACAACAACUUCAUGUUUUUCUUAUCAACUGUUUUAAAA
This is a messenger RNA of Staurois parvus, 3405 nucleotides long. NCBI's taxonomy places the organism in Eukaryota, Metazoa, Chordata, Amphibia, Anura, Ranidae. The record is from the annotation of a GenBank genome assembly.